AUGCCCAUUAUUGCUUCUCUAGUACGCUCAUGGCUUGGCGUACCAGCCUCUGAUAACGCAACCGCGCCCGAGGAAACUACCCCAGUGCCUCAAACUCUACCAACCCCUUCAGAAGCGUCAACUUCAGCAACUUCCUCUUCAACAAUCUUACAACAAACAUCACCAAUAGUUACACGACCAGAACCAUCAUGGAACCGUUCAUUGAAACAGUUCGGCCUGCUACUUAGUGGUGCAGGAUUCCUCGCUGCAUCUGUGGCUGUAUCACGACGCUCAGUGCUACGCAUGCGGCGUAGUUCCAUGCCCAAAUUCUACUCUUCAAACCGUCAGCUGGCCAAGUUCGACGCAGAAGACCGGUCUUUUCUUGCGGCUCAAGCCCUGGGACUUGCCACGCUCAACGUCAUGAGUUUUGGCGUGUUGUUAGUCGGAGGGAUCUCGUGGGCAUAUGAUCUUUCGUCAAUCGAGGAGUUGCAACAACGGACUCGGGCAGUCACACGCAGGCCUGGGGCAAUGAAUCCUGAGGAGGAGAAGGCAAUGGAGGAGAUGAUGGAAGACCUCAUGGGUAAGCUGGGAAUGGAGAAGCCGCAGAAGCCUUCAGACGUUCCGAGCGAGGAUGAAAAAUAG
Messenger RNA from Fusarium sp. VM40, 621 nucleotides. The record is from the annotation of a GenBank genome assembly. Lineage: Eukaryota; Fungi; Ascomycota; Sordariomycetes; Hypocreales; Nectriaceae.